This is a messenger RNA of Varanus komodoensis (Komodo dragon), 4998 nucleotides long. It is a transcript of the gene RASAL3, whose product is annotated as RAS protein activator like 3. Lineage: Eukaryota; Metazoa; Chordata; Lepidosauria; Squamata; Varanidae. The coding region runs from base 29 to 3271 and encodes 1080 amino acids. The record is from RefSeq and is a predicted model, not a curated record. Gene Ontology annotation, biological process: regulation of GTPase activity. The transcript is spliced from 19 exons.
AGAGUGAGAAACGCAGCAGGAAGCCAAGAUGGAAGCUUCACAGAAACUGCAGCCUGGGACAGAGACACCCUCCUUGCUGAGAUCCUACAGGUGGCAGACAGUUCCACAAUCUGGGGAGAUGGAGCCAGACCCAAAUCUUGAUCAUCAUGGAUCUGAGACCAGCAAGCGCAGGGGCAAGCUGCAGAAAUGGAAGCGAGUCCAAAGUCAGCCAGAGAGUGACCUUCCUGUGCCUAGUCACGAGCAGCCUCCACCAGUGCCCCCGCAAGACAACCGAGUUGCUACCAAGAGGUCUGUCUUUCAGAGAGCUUUCACUACUCCUGCCAAGAUGUCCAAGGCCCAGGAGGGAAGUGGUAAAAUGAGCCUAAGGAAGUAUCUGCGCUCCAUGUCCAACCGAAAAAACCAGGAGGGUCCAGCCCGAUCAGAAAAGGAGGUGAAGGAGACCAGCAAAGCUGAUGAUUCUGCUGUCCAGUUGUCCAGACUGGCUCCUGGUGUAUCUUCUGAUGCUCCCCUCUGGGAUGUGGCCGAUGUGUCUCUGCUGGACCGGCAGUUGGUGGCCCUGGGCAGGGAUGAGGAGGAUCUUCUCCAGAACCGGAAACGGACCAGUAGUUCUGUUUCAGGUACAAGUUCAAUAUGCCUAUCAGAGAUGUCCACUGAUGGACGAAGUUUGCUGGACCCACAGGCCCCUGAGAAAAGGCACUUGCAGGAGGCUUCCUCUGGGACACAACUCAGCAAUGUGAAGGGCCUGCUGUGGAGACGUCUCAGAGACCGGAAGGGGCGAGUCCAAGCCAGGAUGGACUCCUCAGCUGGGCUUGCUGUGAAUGGCUACAGGGAGUCCCUGCCUGGUCCAUCUGUCCUUCUAGACUUGGCUAAUGAGAAAGAUGCCUUGAUCCGCCCACUUCACAGCAGCCUUCUGGGAGAGCGGUACUGCUUUGAGGUGCUCACUGCUAGGGGCCGGUGCUGCUUCCGAUGUACCUCUGCCCCUGAGAGGACCCGCUGGAUGGAGGACUUGCGCCGGCUUGUCCAGCCCAGCAUGGACAACUGUGAACGGGUCGAGCGUGCUCUGAGUCUUUGGGUGUAUGAAGCCCGGGACCUGCCUCCCAGGAAGCGUUUUCUCUGUGAGCUGCGGCUGGACGGGGCCCUGUAUGCCCGCAGCACAACCAAGCAAGCCAGCUGCACUGGAACCAUUUUCUGGGGGGAGCACUUUGACCUGAAGACUCUGCCCCCAGCCACGGAACUGCAAGUCUGCUUAGUGCAGGAGGAGGAGGGGCAGCGGCCAAAGGACGGCGCCGUUGCCAGCGUAGCCAUUCCUCUGAAGGAGCUGGCUGCGGUGCGCCAGCCCUUGGAGAAAUGGUAUCCCCUGGGCAGGGACAGGCCAAACGUGCCCACCCUAAGGCUGCGAGGACGCUGCUGCAACGUUCGCGUGCUGCCCAUUGUGCAAUACAAGGAGUUCGCCGAGUACCUCACCUUCCACUACCGGGAGCUGUGUGCUGGCUUGGAGCACAGCCUCAGUGCCAGGGACAAGGAGGAGUUGACGGGGGUCCUGGUGCGUGUGUUGCAAAGCACAGGCAAGGCCAAGGACUUCCUCAUUGACCUGGGCGUGGCAGAGCUGGACCGUUUUGAUGAGCGGGAAGCAUUGAUUUUCCGCGAGAACACACUUGCCACUAAGGCCAUUGAUGAAUAUAUGAAGCUUGUGGGAGGCCCGUACCUCCUGGCCACAUUGGGAGACAUUGUGGCCCGACCAUCCUCUUUGGAGGAUAGCUGUGAAGUGGACCCCAGCAAAUGUGCACCGUGUGACCUGGCUGACAACCGCAGCAACCUAAAGCAUAUCUGUGAAGAGGUCUUCCACCGGAUAGCUGCAUCCAGCAACUCCUUCCCCGCCGAGCUUAGUGAGAUCUUCACUGCCUGGCAGGAAGCCUGCCAGUUGCGGGGCAAGAUAGACAUUGGCCAGAGGCUCGUCUCCGCAUCCCUUUUUUUACGCUUCCUUUGUCCAGCCAUCAUGUCUCCUAGCCUCUUUGGCCUCACUCAAGAAUACCCAGAUGACACCACCUCCCGCACCCUCACCCUGGUGGCGAAGGUCAUCCAGAACCUGGCAAACUUUACCACGUUUGGGGAAAAGGAGGCCUACAUGAGCUUCAUGAAUGAGUUUCUGGAGCACAACUGGGGCACCAUGAAAUCUUUUGUCAGCAGCAUCUCAAGCCCUGGCAGUGCCCUCCACUUGGCUGCCUUUGAUGACUCCAUUGACCUCGCCCUGGAACUGUCCAUCCUGCACUCUCUGCUGUGCAAUAUCUUCUCCUCCCUGGAUGCUGGGACCUGGGAGAGACUGGAGCCUCUGCCAACGAUCCUCCGUGCCAUCCAAGAGGGGACACCAGUUCCUGUCUCAGUUCGACUUGAGCCCAGCAUCAAGGAGAGGAGACAGACAGAAAAUGAGAAACCAGGAUUUGUGCCACCACGGGAGCUGGACAAACACAGCCCUCUCAUCAAGAGCCAGUCCAUGAUCAGCAUCCAGAAGGGCAGAGGCAAGGAAGAGUCACUGACCCCUCUGCAGCCAGCCAAAGCCAGGAGCAAAGUGCAGCGGACCCAGAGUGUGCCCACUCAGAACAAAGCGGCUCGGCGACUUCACAAGCAGAGCAGCACAGAGCAUGUGGCCUCCCGCCAGGAGAGCAGCCCUCAGCGGUGCACUUCCCAUGAGUACGGGGGCAGCAGCAAAGUCUCCCAGGGAUCUUCAAACCUCCAUCCAUCUGCGUCGCUGCCCCGGAAACCCACUGUGCCCUGGUUGCGCUACUCUGAGGAGACCACUGCAGUGCAGAGUGGCCUGUAUGCCGUGGCGCCACUGGAAGAGUACGUGAGGCAGAUGGAAGAGCUGCAGGCUGAGCUGACCCGAAGCAGGGAGAAGCAGCAACUCUUGGAGGAACAGCUGGAGAGACAGAAUAUCCAGAAUCAAAUACUCUUGGAGGAGCAGACAAAGUUUCAGGAGCGGGAAACCACUCUCUGCAAGAAGCUGGAGGAGAUGGAAAACUGCCUUGUACAGCUAAAUAACAGGAUAUCAGGUGUGGAAGCUAGCUGGAAGAAGGAUCAUCAGAAGCUGCGGAUCAGUGAGGAAAAGACCAAAAACAUGGAGUGCCGCCUGUCCAGGAUGGAGGAGGGCCACGAUCAGCUGUUCCAUGCUGUCAGCCAAAUGCUGGGAUAUCGAGGAAAAACAUCCAAUUCACUGCAGCAACAGCUCUCAGGGCCCAUGUGGGUGAGCAGGGCUGAGAAUGGCCAUGAAACCUAGCUUAGGUUCCUUUGCAUCCCAGAAUGCAAAGCCAGCGCAUCCAUUGCAGACCCUGCAUACAACCCUCCUCUUGGAGAAAUGCUCUUCAUGGACAAAAGAGUCGCAAGUGUCUUGCAAGCCUCAGAUGAAACCAAAAUGCCCCUCUGUUGAUCAACCCUACUCCCUGGGGGUGGGGAGGGAAAGAUAGGACUAGUGUGCACUGGUGGGUCCUCUGGCUGACAGCUACACCACGAGUUUUGCCAUGCAACCUUCCCCUGCCUUUCUGCCUUGCACCUGUUUUAUUCCUACUACUUACUGUUCAGCACCACCCAGCUGCUGCUGCUGCUGCUUCCACCCCAUUGUGGCCUGAGAUCACAUCCCCUCACUCCCCAGUGAGUCGGGGUAUAUCAUUGGUGUAAUUUAUGAAGCAAAGGGAGAAUAGGAGAAGGAUGCUGAAUUCUCCCACAUCUUCCAUUUACUUCUCUGUCUUCUCCUGCCCAAGUGCCUUUUUCGCAGCUCAACCCAGUUCCUACACUGCAGUGUGGUGGAGGGAGGGGAAUUACUCUGGGGGAUGCACUGCAGGGAGAUCAGCUGCGGGCACUUAAAAGUGCCACAUUUCAUUCUUGAAGCCCUUUUAUUCUUUAGCUCAGAGCCCUCCUCUAAUGGCUACUGAUUCAAGAUGGAGGCAGAUCAAUAAAUAAAUACCCAAGUCUGCAGUCAUUUGAGACUGAGAAGUAUUCCAGCCGUAUUGGAUCCUCCUACUCCUCCUCACCAAGAAAAAUGCAUGGUAGUACCAAGCUGAGAGGUGGCUCAGAUUUACUUCCUGUGUAAACCUGAUUCGGAUUUCUUUGUUCUUAGAUUUACUUUCAGAGCCUGCCUUUUUUCAGUAGGUACCAGGCCAGUGAGAGGAAGCUAUGGGGGCAGUUGGGUUACAAAUAAGCAGUAUUCAGAGGCCCAUGCACUCAACAGGCAGAACUCCUGCCUGUUUUCCACCAACAAAUCAGCUGUUACUUUCUAGCCCUAAGUUCUGGUCAUAGAUGUAGAUGGACUUAGAAGACCCAAGUUCAAAGUUCCACCUGUGCCAUGGAUGGCUUUCCACUUGAUCCAGUGUAAGCUUACACAGAUAUUAAGUCCCACUGAACUGGAUGGAGCUCACUCCCAAAUAUUUCUGCUGAAAAUCCUGCACAAGCUGUCCUGACUGCAGAGCAGUUUCAGAGGGGGGCGUAGAGGAGUUUGUGGAACAAAACAACAAUAAGAUCAAACCUCAGUGGAGAAAGCAUAGACUUCAUUUUUAUACUAGGGGUUCUUUAGCACUGCUUUCCUGAGACUAGUAAAAUUGGAACUGGAAAUCUAAAUUCUAGAUUAGCACACCGCCACUUAAGGCAGUACUGUAUUCCCCAUGACAAUUCAGCAGUAUUCAUCCCCGUAACAAGGCUAAAGUGGUGGCACAUUCACUGUAGGACUGCAGCCUUCCAAGGAGAUUCUACUCAGAAGUAAGUCCCAUUAGAUCAAGGGAACUCAUUCUCUGGAAAGUGUGCACAGGGAAAGUUGCUGCCUUCACUCAAGUCUUUGGUAUGAUUCCUGUUGAUCCUGGCCAUUGAAACCAGCCCUUUUCCUGAACUAAUGUUGACUUUUUAACUGCUGUUUUCCUCUAUAGCCAUACCAGUCACACUGCCUGCAGUGAUUGUUUUUUAUGUUAUGUUUUCUUAGUGUUUUAGCAAAAAAUAAAAAUAAAAAUACCAGCUCCA